AUGUACGCUCAUUUUGCUUCUUUUGUCAUCAGCAAGGGUGGAUUCCUUGUCAACAAGAACGGAUUCGCUUUCGUUUUAGUGCAAAUUACACUUUAUUUUGGUAAAAGUGUCCACCUUCCAUACCUGUUACUUCCAAACGACCAGAUUCUCGGUUUGACUGCAUCACCCACUUCGUCCAUCACUGCAAUUCAGUCUCGUAUACAUGAAGAACUUCUUGCCCCAUUGCGCAGACUUCGAGCUGAUGAUACUGAGUUUGGCUUUCUGAAGGCCCUGGUGCUGCUCAACGGUGAUGUAGCCGCAUUGUCGCAACAGUCUAAAGACAAGUUAAGGGAAGCGAGAGACGCACUUUUGAAGGCCCUCUUCGGUCUCUAUAAUGAGACUUCUUCAGCUCUCGAUGCUUCAUUCAGAGUUUCCUGCCUUUUACUCAUCAUACCUUCGUUGCUGUCAAUCGCUCACAGCAUUGUUGAAUCUCCACCAGUGGCCGAGCUUUUUGGAAUAAAUGAAUGUGGCCAAAAGCAAAAGGAUAUCGAAUCAAGGCAUUUCUACAAUACCGCUGAAAAAGCUAGCGAUCGAGCAAUGGCUCCACUCAUCACGGAGGCAUACCUCACUCCUCAAACUAUUCUAUCUCAACAAGUAGACAUGAAUUCGCGAUGCAAUAUCUCUCCCACAUUUGCAGUACCAGUCGCAUUUAUCAACACCAGCAUUCCAACAAACAUUCAUCCCUCUUCACCAACUCAUAUACCAACGAAAGUUUUCCUUGCAUAG
Messenger RNA from Strongylus vulgaris, 765 nucleotides. The record is from the annotation of a GenBank genome assembly. NCBI's taxonomy places the organism in Eukaryota, Metazoa, Nematoda, Chromadorea, Rhabditida, Strongylidae.